AUGGGAGAGAGAAAAGUCUUGAACAAAUACUACUCGCCAAACUUCGAUCCAGCUAAGAUUCUCUGUCGACAACAGUCGAAGAACCAACACAUCAAGGUUCGCAUGAUGCUUCCCAUGAGCAUCCGCUGUGGCACUUGUGGGAAUUAUAUUUAUAAGGGUACAAAAUUCAAUUCCCGCAAAGAAGAUGUCAUCGGAGAGACCUAUCUCGGAAUCCAAAUUUUCAGGUUCUAUUUCAAAUCUACUAAAUGCUCGGCUGAAAUAACAUUCAAGACAGAUCCACAGAAUUCUGAUUAUAUCAUUGAGUCCGGUGCAACUAAAAAUUUCGAACCUUGGCGAGCAGAGGAUGAGGUAAUAGAUGAAGAGAAAAAGAAAAGGAAUGCUGAAGAGAUGGGAGAUGCCAUGAAAUCGUUGGAGAAUAGAACUUUGGACUCCAAGAGAGAAAUGGAUAUCCUAGCUGCUUUGGAUGAAAUGAAGUCUAUGAAGUCAAGACAUGCAACUGUGAGUGUAGAUGCAAUGCUUGAAGCUUUGCAACGCUCAAAUCAGGUAAAGGAAAGGAAGUUAGAAGAAGAGGAUGAAGCUCUUAUAAAGGCUGUGUUCAAGGGACCACGAAAGCCUGCUUUUAUUAGAAGGAUUGAUGCUAAGGAUAUCGAUGAUGAAGAAGAUUUUCCCAUGUUUCCAUUUGACAAAGAAGGAACAUCUGCUGAUCAUUCAAAGAGGAGAAAGGUAUCCGAAGAACCUUGUAAUCCAACAGAUUCUUUGACGAAUGGUACUGUUCUUGACAGCUCUAAUAGUAAAGGUUAGUAACUUGACCUCAAGUUCCAUUUUAAGAUAUAAUUUUUUGUUGAUCUCCUCUUUUCCAUGUUGU
Molecule: messenger RNA, 865 nt
Organism: Olea europaea var. sylvestris
Lineage: Eukaryota; Viridiplantae; Streptophyta; Magnoliopsida; Lamiales; Oleaceae
Product: coiled-coil domain-containing protein 94 homolog
Exons: 7
Coding region: 1-801 (266 amino acids)
Biological process (GO): mRNA splicing, via spliceosome
Cellular component (GO): U2-type catalytic step 1 spliceosome
Source: RefSeq, a predicted model, not a curated record